AUGUCCGCAACCACUACGAACUUGGACUCUUUGCCCUUUGAUAUUUUUUACCAAAUCGCUAAAUCGCUGGACGACCGCGAUUAUAUUAACUUAAGUCGAACCAACCGUGCUCUUCGUGACUUAACGAACAGUGAUCUGGUCGCCAGAAAGACUGUUGAGAACGCUCUCCUCUACAGUAUAGAGGGGCAAAAGGCCUUGGCAAAUCGGGCUGGCUACACUUAUCGCAAGGCUGUUGGGCAUCGGUUUGACAUUCAUGAGGCGGUCGCAACUGCAACUCCUUAUUCUGUUUCAGUCCUAGCCUAUGGGGCUGAUUUUCUAUACAAUCAAGGAUUUUUAUGUUACCGAGCAGGCCACGAUAUUCGUUUGCUUAAUGUCCAUGCUGGAGGCAAACAAGAACGUGUCCUAAACUUACUCGACCUUCUUCGUCGCUUACAUUCAGGCCCCGAUGCAGUCGAUCGGGUAUCUUUGUUGCAAUAUGCAGAUGGAAUCCUUGUGUUCCGAGUUAAGGAAUUCAAUGAACAGGAUGACAUGCUACUGGCGAUUGACAUGUCUGUGCGUCCAACUAACUUAAAAAAGGGACGCCUGGUUCUUCAGAGGACUGUCCCUGCGUCAGCACCAAUGUUUGUCCGGCACUCCCGCUCCUAUCUUUGGUAUGGUGUAUUUACGGCCAUGGGCGGCUCAGACGGAGUCUGGGCUAUUCAUGGAGCGGAUAUAACCUCCCCUGACACAAGGGAUACUAGAUUCACUCUUGACCGAAUAGUAGAUGGAGAUCUUGGUCAGUCGCUUUGCUUCGAGAUGUAUAAUGAGCAUCUUUAUGCAGUCUCUACCCAAGCUACCACCGGACAGGCCGAAGUAUACUCUUCAUUCUAUCGCUGGUCCUGCUAUGCGCCUCGUCGGGAUGGCCGCCAACAGGAUGGAACUAUAUGGCGUCGCGAGCAUUGCGAAGGUCCUAUUAAUGAAAUGUGGACUGAUUUAUCCAUACGAAUUGAUGAGGUGACUGGGAAUCCCGUUAUCUUAGAGUGUCGCCGAGAAUGGCCUGCGGGGAAGAGUGAAAAUCAUCGAACCUAUUAUACCCAGCCCCUCCCAAUGCCAGAAGAAGUUUUUGGCAUGGAUGACGAAGGUAGCAGUGACUCGGACUGUCUACCUUUCGCACAAGAGGAUGAUCUGGAUGAAGCCUUAACAAAUACUCAUCGUCCCGCCAAUUCACACCGACCAGCAAAGCGGCUACGUCGUGACUAUCAUGCCGAAUAUGAGCCCUCUCACGACCAUACCCUGCGACAAGAGUUUAUCGCAGCACGAACGAAACACCGCACCUACAACCUCGCCGCAUCAACAUUUAUUGACCUUGUUAAUGAUCCAGUGGCCGGCGGCGUCCGAUCGCAAGACCGACUCCGACUUCGUACUGUCUCCCGAAAGCGCAAAAGCCCUAUUGACGAAGAAGGGGAUGACGGUCACCAAGGUCUAAUUUUGGGUCCUACUCAAUAUAAUGACGAUGGAAUACCUCUUGAAGGCUCAGAAGAGCGCUUUAUGUCUCGUGGUGUCCACAUGUGGCCACCCGAAGACUCUCCCACCGAACUCCAUCGAAUCCUUUGUCCAGAUUCACGCAUUAACAGUGUGCGCGUGAUCUCAGAUGAACGCUCAAUUCUCUAUUCUAUACAAUGCUCUGGUCUACCAGUUGAUCACAAGGCAAUAAUCCUUAUCAGUUUCGACCCAAAAAUCCACUUCAAGACUUUACUCCCUUUGCGCACUACGAAGGCACCUUCUAUUCCUGAGAAGAUCUUCCCCGUUGAGGCUCCACAGCCGGAGCACUUGAAUGGGUCGCUGCUCAGGGAGGCUAAGCCUCUUUAUGAGGCUAUCAAUUGGGGCUAUUGGCUGCGAUGA
Molecule: messenger RNA, 1881 nt
Organism: Penicillium malachiteum
Lineage: Eukaryota; Fungi; Ascomycota; Eurotiomycetes; Eurotiales; Aspergillaceae
Gene: fbx15
Product: F-box domain protein
Exons: 2
Coding region: 1-1881 (626 amino acids)
Molecular function (GO): protein binding
Source: RefSeq, a predicted model, not a curated record